AUGAUGGAGUACCGUUCUGCCUUGCUUGUCCUUCUGGGUGUUUGCGCGCUCCAAACUUUGGCAUAUGGCACCAGACACAGGCUAGAGGACUCCGCUCCCAGAAUCGUUGAGCAUCCAUCAGACCUAAUAGUUUCCAAAGGCGAACCGGCCACUCUGAACUGCAAAGCCGAAGGUCGUCCCACUCCGAUCAUAGAAUGGUACAAAGAUGGGGAGCGCGUUGACACAGAUCGAGAAGACCCCAGAUCGCACCGGAUGCUUCUUCCCAGCGGGGCGCUCUUCUUCCUCCGGAUCGUCCACGGCCGGAGGAGCAAGCCGGACGAGGGCGUGUACGUGUGCGUGGCUCGGAACUACCUGGGAGAGGCCGUCAGCCGGAACGCAUCGCUGGAGGUGGCAAUCUUGAGGGACGACUUCAGACAGACCCCCAGCGAUGUCGUGGUGGCAGCAGGAGAACCAGCGGUCAUGGAGUGCAUCCCACCCAGAGGCCACCCGGAGCCCACCAUCUCCUGGAAGAGGAACAACAUCAAAGUGAACGACCGCGACGAGAGGAUCACGAUUCGAGGGGGGAAGCUGAUGAUUUCCAACACGAGGAAAAGCGAUGCCGGGAUGUACGUGUGCGUUGGAACCAACAUGGUGGGAGAGAAGGACAGUGACCCCGCAGAGCUGGUGGUAUUUGAGAGGCCAGUGUUCACCAAGCAGCCCGUGAAUCAGGUGGUGUUGGCAAAUGACACGGUGGACUUUUUCUGCGAGGUGUACGGGGACCCCACGCCGACCAUGCGCUGGAGAAGAGACGAGGGGGAGCUGCCCCGGGGAAGAUUUGAGAUCCGCAGCGACAACAGCUUGCGCUUAACUCAGGUGCGGGCCGAGGACGAGGGCACUUACACCUGUGUUUCGGAGAACAGCGUGGGCAAAGCCGAGGCCUCUGGGACGUUGCAAGUUCACGUCGGCCCAUCCCUGCCGCCUCAGAUCGUGGUGAGGCCUCGGGACCAGAUCACAGCCCCUGGACGGACUGUGACCUUCCUCUGCGGGACUAAGGGCAACCCACCGCCGGCUGUGUUCUGGCAGAGAGAAGGGAGCCAGAUCCUGCUGUUCCCAGUGCAGGAGGCAGCACCGGCAAGUCGGUUUUCAGUGUCUCUGACCGGUGAGCUGACCAUCCUCGAUGUCCAGGUCGAAGACUCCGGUUACUACAUUUGCCAAGCCAUCAGUGUGGCGGGCAGCAUCCUCACCAAAGCUCUGCUCGAAGUGGAAAGUGCCCCGUCUGACCGCGUCCCUCCCAUCAUACGCCAGGGUCCAGCCAAUCACACGCUCGCCCGGGGAUCCACUGCCCAGCUGCACUGCCACAUCCUGGGCAACCCCUUACCCAGCAUCCAAUGGGAGAAGGACGGCCAACGUAUCCUCGGAAACGACGGCCGCGUCAGUCUCAUGGAGAACGGCACCUUCCAGAUCACCAACCUCCAGGAAACGGACUCUGGCUUGUACACCUGCGUGGCUUCCAGUUCCAGCGGAGAGACGAGCUGGAGUGGGGUGCUUACUGUGAAAGAGAGCGCAGAUUCGUCAGGAGCACAAACCACAGAGCCUUUUCAGUUGCCAGGCCCUCCGCACAAACCCAUAGUGACGGACGUGUCAAAGAAUAGUGUCAGCCUGACCUGGCAACCCAACGCGCACGAGGGUGGAGCGGCUGUCACUUCGUACAUCAUCGAGGCGUUCAGCCAAUCUGCCGGAAGUACAUGGCAGACCGUCGCCGACAAUGUCAAAAUGGAAACUCACACCAUAACUGGACUUCUGCCCAACACAAUCUACCUUUUCAUCGUCCGAGCAGUCAACGCAUACGGCCUCAGCGACCCGAGCCCCAUAUCAGAGCCAGUGAGAACGCAAGAUGUGAGUCCAACCGGGCAAGGAGUGGAUCACAGACAAGUGCAGAGGGAAUUAGGAGAAGUGGCGGUGCAGCUUCAAGAGCCCGCCAUUCUCUCCACCUCCUCCGUGCGGGUGGCUUGGAGCGUGGACAGGCAGUCGCAGUAUGUCCAGGGGUACCGGCUCUUCUACCGCCCCAUCGGAGGGAACUGGCUCCUGCAGGACAUCAACUCCCCGUCGGAGCGCAACAUUGUCCUCUCCAGUCUGCUCAAAGGGACCGAGUACGAAGUCAAGAUACGGCCGUACUUUGACGAAUUCCAGGGCAAGGACAGUCGGACAGUGGUGGUCCGGACGCCUGAAGAAGUCCCCAGCGCCCCGCCCAGAGGUGUAACCGUGGCCACAGUGAAGCACGGCAACAGCUCCAGCAUCAGCGUCUCCUGGGAGCCCCCGCCUAGCGACCGGCAGAACGGGAUCAUCCAGGAGUACAGGGUGUGGUGCGUGGGCAGUGGCGCCGACAACCAGAGCCGGUUCCACAUAAACCGCACGGUGGACGGCAGCAGCCUGAGCGCCGUGCUGAAGGGGCUGCUCCCAGGGGUGCUGUACCAGGUGGAGGUGGCCGCAGUGACCGGAGCAGGGGUGGGCACGCGGAGUCAGCCGGUGUCGGUGAUGUUCAAACUCCCGGCAGAGCACCCUUCUUCGAGCGGAGACAAGAGCGACAGCAGCAACAGCGCAGAGGAGGGCAGCGUGAGCCUGGCCGAGCAGAUCACAGACGUGGUCAAGCAGCCCGCCUUCAUCGCAGGCAUCGGGGGGGCCUGCUGGGUCAUCCUCAUGGGCUUCAGCGUGUGGAUCUACUGCCGCCGCAAGAAGAGGAAGGAGCUGAGCCACUACACUGCCUCCUUCGCCUACACUCCAGCAGUUGGGUUCCCUCACGGCGAAGGAUCAGGACUCAAUGGAAGGCCCGGUGUGAUGGGAGGAGGGAUGGGGAACUACCCCUGGCUGGCCGACUCAUGGCCCACCACCAACCUGGUCCACAGCGGCAAAGAGGCGGUGAACUGCGGCACCACCAACCACAACUCAGCCGAGCGCUACUACAACGAGAGCGGCAUCUCCAACUACCUGAACCAGACGGAGAAGUACAGCAUCGGCGGCUCCACAGAAGGCCCCAUCUACAGCACCAUCGACGCCACCGCGGAGGACCUGCACUGUUUCAACUACACCCAGCACGCCUCCACCGCGCCCUACGCCUCCACCUCCAUCAUGCCCUUCAGCGGCCAGAGCCAGGCCCCGCCCCCUCCCCCUCACAGCGGCGAGAGCACACCGGGGGAGGGGCACUGGAUCAUACAGCCGGGACCCUCCUCGCAGUACGCCCAGCCGGACCGCUGCAAUGGUAUGCAAGGCAAACCCAAGCAAAAGCCCAUUGGUAAAGCCGUGAAAACCCCGUCCCUCACUUGGAUGGAGUCGCUGCCCCCUCCUCCCCCCCCCGGAGACCUGGACCACUGCGACCCCGACGACCUGCCUUCAGAGCACGAGGAAAUGGACAUCGGACCGUACGUUUUGGGCACCUGCAGUUCUGACGAGGAGGAGGAGUGGUGCCCUCCGCUCCCAGAGAGGACGUACCUGAUGGAGGGCUCUGAGGACCCCUCCUGUCCCCGGAACAACGCCUCCUCCCCCGCCACCUCCUACAGCCACCAGUCCACCGCCACCCUGACCCCUUCCCCCCACGAGGAGCCACGGCUGCCCCACGACUUACCUCGCUUCAACGCCCCCGACAGUCAGCAGCUAGCGCGCAGACGGUUGCCCUGCAGUCCAGUGCCUGCCCCUACAGCCCUCACCCAGUCCAACCCCAACCUCUGUGGCCCCGCCCACCUCGCCAUAACCGAGGCUGGCACACUGCCCUGCCCAAGCCCCGCCCAUCGCAACUUUAACAGCCUGGGGGCGGGACAAACCGACGACAGCAGUGCCGCGAGCACUCCCGUCCACUGCCGGUCCCCCGCAGACGCAUGCUCUCCCUCAAGUCAGAAAUCCAAAGUGAAGAAAAAGAGCUCCAAAGCGACGGGAUACAGGCGAGAUUUACAAGGAGACCUGCCCCCUCCCCCUGAGCCCCCGCCUGCAGAGGUGCGGUUGCAGAGCUGUGCGGAGACGUCCAAUUUGGCCAACGGCGCCUUGUCCUCUUUGGAGAGAAGUGAGCACGGAAGUCACCAAAGGAAAGGCUCCAGACAAGAUGACGAGAUUAUUCCGUACGGCAGUAAAAGCGGAUAUCUCUCUCGGAAUCAGAUGUCCGGUAACUGUUCGACCACGGGAAGCUCUUCGUCCAGAGGCUCCACAGGCUCCCGGGGGCCCGGCUCCAACCGCAAACACACAGAGGAAAUGAGAUAA
Messenger RNA from Knipowitschia caucasica, 4224 nucleotides. The record is from the annotation of a GenBank genome assembly. Lineage: Eukaryota; Metazoa; Chordata; Actinopteri; Gobiiformes; Gobiidae.